UCAGAGAGACAGACAGCAAUGCAUGGUGGAAUGUGGAUACCUUUGGAUUCAAGCGGUGGGUAGCUCGUCCAUUUGUUGUCUGCAAUUUCUGCUGGAUUCUUCGAUUGCGACGAACAAAUAAUACGUCUCUUCUUCGUAUCCUCCAAAGCAAAAUUGUACAUAAAAGGAUGACGCUGAAGCUUCUUCACUCCACCCCCUCGCUGCCUUCUUCCUCUUCUUCAUUGCCUCUUCCUCUCUCUACUUUGUGCCAACUUUUUAGGUUUUCAGGUUCGUUUCGACUUGGGCUUCUUGCUGAUUGGAUCUUCCUGUUGAUUCUUCAAUUUCUUUGGACUUUUGAUUUCGAACCUUGUUCAGCGGCUCUGGAGGGGUUGAGGGAAGGAAAUCUUCUUAUUGGUUUACUUAUUUUUGGUUGGACCGACGGUGUUGGUGUUGAAUAUUUUCUGCAAGCAAGAUAUGGGUGAGGUUGACACGAAAUCAAUUGAAUCGGUUCAAGCUGUCCUUUCCUUAUUUGAGGAGAAAAAAGACCAAAGGAAGUAUUGUUUAAUUGGGAACGAGGAGGUGGUGAAGGGGAUGGAACUUGACCUCAUGCUCAAAUACUUGGCCAACUACAAGGUGCAAUUGGAAGUAAAAGAAUCUGCCUACAUGCAAGCCCUUCUCAAGAUAGAAGUCUACCAAAAGACAGUUGAUGAACUGUCCAUCCAGCUGAAGAAUGCUGAGGCUGAGAGGGACAAGUACAUUAAAGAAUGCCAAGAAGCAAGGGUGCGGAUAGAGGAUCUGGAAUCCAAGAUUAAGGAGAUGUCAGAUCAGCUCUUGGAAACUGGAAAGGCAAAAGAACAACUUAUCUAUGUGGUAAGUGAAUUGAAGACCACCAAAGAAGAGCUGCUGAGCACAGAAGCAAAACUUGCUGCUGCUGAGGAAUCGAAUCUUUCUGCCAUUGAACAGGCCAAACUAAUUGAAACUUCUAUUGAUAUGGAGAAAAAAAAGAGUGAGGAGCUUCUGAAGCACUUAUCAGAGAUCAACAAGGCUAUGUUUCAUUUUAAACUGGAAGUAAUUGAAGCAGAGAAAGAGAAGUCCACAAUCAUAUCAGAGAAGGAUGGCAAGAUACAGAUGUCCAUAAACGCAGCAGUUCAAGCACAGGAACAAUUAGAAGAGAUGAGAAUACAAGCAACCACUGUGCAAGAUUUAGACAACCAACACUUGGCGAAGUCCCAAUCAAUUGAUUUGCCACAGAAAUUGAAGCAAGAUAAAGAGAUCCAUAAUUCAUUUGCAGAAGCUGCUUCUGGUAAAAUUGAUGAUCUAAACCAACUAAAAUCAGAGUUGAUAGAAAGAGCAAACUCUGUCAAAGAAAGUGAUACCAAAUCAAUGGAUUCAGAGCUGAGGCAAUUAGAAUUAGAACUUAAAAAUGCAAGAGAAGAGGUUUGCAAUCUAAGGCAUGAGAUUAAAUUUCUUAAAGGUACAAUUCAGAAGUCAGAGAAAGAGAUGGAAGAGAGCAAGGAAAGAGAGUCUGAAGCUCAGGUUCACAUUGCAAUGCUGAAAUCAGAGCUUCACAGAGACAGAUCAAAGAUUGCAGCAGCAGAGGCAGCUGAAGCAAGGGCAAAGAGUGUUAAGUCGGGGUUAUAUCUUGCUGUGCAGCAGUUGGCAAUAGAAGCGGAUGAAGCCAAGAAGGAAACACAAAGGCUCAGACGAGUAAUAGAGAAGGCAAAAGAAGAAGCAGACGAAGAAACUGGAAACUCUGCCAGUGUCAAACCCCAAUUUCUUGAAUCUUCUUCAUGUCUAAAAUUGCACAGAGUUGGGGAGUUAAAACCCAAAGUGGAAGAGGUAGAAGACAAUAUGAUACCCAUCUCACAAUUUCAAUGAAUGAAUGAUCGAAUACAAUCUGCAUCAGGGAACAUGAGCAAGUGGACUGUUUCCUGAAGAUGCAUCACAUGUAAUUGCAGUGUGAAGUAGAUGCUUCGAAUAAAGAGCUUGAAACUGCAAUUGCAGAAAUUGGGGUGCUAAGGUCUGUGGUGGAGAAGGCUGUAAUCACGGCUGAGCUGGCAUUAGAAAAUUGGAACAGUGGUCGAGUUGAGGAUCAAUUAAAGUGGAGGGAACUGAACACUGGAGAAGAGCUUGCUGCAGCUGCAGUUUGCAAGGAAACAGCUCCCAAACAAGGCAAUAAUGAAAUGUUUCCUUUAGGUUCAUAAUUCGAAAUUCUAGUCCCACAGGAUGACUUUUUUUUUUUUUUUUUCUUUUCUUUAAUGAAAGAGGUUCAGAUUGUAUUUUUGAGAACUUAGAUUAACCAUCAUUGUCUUCCACUUUAA
Molecule: messenger RNA, 2300 nt
Organism: Nelumbo nucifera (sacred lotus)
Lineage: Eukaryota; Viridiplantae; Streptophyta; Magnoliopsida; Proteales; Nelumbonaceae
Biological process (GO): chloroplast avoidance movement; chloroplast accumulation movement
Cellular component (GO): cytosol
Source: RefSeq, a predicted model, not a curated record